CAUUGGUCUCUGCAGAGGAGUCCUGAACACGCAGAGCAUUGGUCUCUGCAAAGGAGUCCUGAAUUUCCUUUGAAGUUUCAUUGAGGCUUUGUCGCUCAUCUGGGAUAUCCUCCCUUCAAAAUGGCUUCUGGAUUCCCAAAACAGACACCGACACCUCGUCCUUGGUCCAGGGAAAUGCUGAAGUCUUUUACUCUGCGUCCCUCUAAGUCCCUGUGGGAAAAGUUUUUCAGCAUGAAGAAGAAGAUCGAAGCCAGGAGGAGUAUUCUGCCCAGCAUUAACCCAGUUCUAGACAAGAGUGAGCCUCAUCAGAAGCUGUCGUCAGUUCCCCUGAAGCAGAACUUGUUUCAGAUUUCCCCACCAGAGGUGGUAUUUCAGAACUUUGUCACCCAUGAGGUCUCUGAAAUGGUGCUGUCUAUCAUGAAUAAGGACAAGUUUCCUCAGGUGGUGAAGGUCUCCAUGGAGAGCUCGCCUUACUUCCAGCUCACGUGCUCCAACGACGCGUACCGUGUCGUGCUGCCGGGCGCGUCCGCCCCCGUGCGCAUCCGCUUCACCCCCGAGGAGAACAAGGAUUAUUCCCACCAGCUCGUCUGCAUGACUGAAAGCGAAAGGAUAGUUGUGCCAAUUCGGGCCAUUGGUGGCCGAGCUAUCCUGACCUUCCCUGAGCAGCUGGACUUCUCGGCCUGUCCGGUCAAGUACAGCACCCAGAAGACUCUGCUGGUUCGCAAUGUCGGUAACCGGGCAGCUCAUUACCAGCUGAGCACCCAGAGUCCUUUCUCCGUGGUUCCGACCACGGGAACUCUGGGCGCUGGCGACAGCAUGCGGGUGACAGUGGGAUUUCACCCGCUGACGACCGGUGACCAUUCCGGGUGGCUGUGCUGCAACACCGGUGAAGAAACUAUCCACACAGAGCUCCACGGAGAAGCUGGAGCUGUCCGUGUUGGGUUGAGCACAAAUUUCGUGGAGGUUGAGACGACUUUCAUCACCAUGUCCAACCACGCAACCAUGUUCAUUAAAAACAGGAGUAACGUCACGGCUCACUUCCAGUGGAAGGCUUUUCCUACUGAGGAAGAGGAGAAUAAAGAGAAGAGGAGGUUGGUCUGACAGAUCCA
Messenger RNA from Vidua macroura (Pin-tailed whydah), 1109 nucleotides. RefSeq names its product hydrocephalus-inducing protein homolog. NCBI's taxonomy places the organism in Eukaryota, Metazoa, Chordata, Aves, Passeriformes, Viduidae. Gene Ontology annotation, biological process: cilium movement; axonemal central apparatus assembly. The record is from RefSeq and is a predicted model, not a curated record. The transcript is spliced from 8 exons. The coding region runs from base 121 to 1101 and encodes 326 amino acids. Gene Ontology annotation, cellular component: axoneme.